This is a messenger RNA of Babjeviella inositovora NRRL Y-12698, 1404 nucleotides long. Its product is annotated as MIP/aquaporin family protein. The transcript has a single exon. The record is from RefSeq and is a predicted model, not a curated record. Gene Ontology annotation, biological process: water transport; glycerol transmembrane transport. Gene Ontology annotation, molecular function: glycerol channel activity; water channel activity. Lineage: Eukaryota; Fungi; Ascomycota; Pichiomycetes; Serinales. Gene Ontology annotation, cellular component: plasma membrane. The coding region runs from base 214 to 1197 and encodes 327 amino acids.
AUCGGAUUCUAUUCUUAUACUAAUGUAAAACUUUGUCAUCUCCGAGCUCCUGCCGAAUACGCUUCUCCACUAUUUCGUACAUCAAUAGCUGUGGGCAGAUGUGGUAAAAAGCUCCGGAAAAAAAAACAUACCCCUCUCUGUCUUCUCUAUAUAUUUGAGCAUUCCCCCCCAGCUUACACACUUGACUCGCCAUCCAUAUCAGCCACAACAAAUAUGGAAGACAUUACACCAUCUACUUACGAAAACGAUAAGGCUGUGAAAGCCCACGAUGAAUAUCCUUUUGCCAUCCCAGCUACCGGCUUGGCUGAAGAAACUCAUCAUCCUGGUCACGCUGAAGAAAGAGAGACAGAAAUGACCGCUUUCCUGAGAUUCCGCCACAGAUUUAGAGAACCUCUUGCUGAAUGCUUGGGGACCAUGGUCUUGGUUAUGUUUGGUGACGGUGUUGUCGCCCAGGUUAAGUUAUCCAAAGGUGCCGCUGGUGACUACACUGUGAUUGCUCUUUCUUGGGCCGCUGCUGUUAUGUUAGGUUACAUGGUUUCGGGUGGUAUUUCUGGUGGUCACAUGAACCCAGCCGUCACUAUCUCUGCUGCUGUGUAUAGAGGCUUCCCAAAGAGAAAGGUCAUCCCAUACAUUUUGGGCCAGCUUUUGGGUGGUUUCAUCGGCGCUUUCCUUGUGUACGGUAUCUAUGUUCAGUCGAUCAACCACUACGAAGGUGAAGGUAUCAGAACCGUGACUGGUGCAACCGCUACCGCUGGUAUUUUCUGUACUUUCCCACAGCCAUACUUGACCACCAGAGGUCAGUUUGCUUCUGAGCUCACCGCCACUGCUUUGUUGCAGUUGGGUAUCUUUGCGUUGACCGACCCUUACAACGCGCCUGCUGGUGAAAUUUUCCCAUUGGGUUUGUUUGUUUUGAUUUACGCGUUGGGUAGUUCCUUCGGUUUCCAGACCGGUUACGCCCUUAACAUGGCCAGAGAUUUUGCUCCAAGAGUCGCUGCUGUUGCCCUUGGUUACGGUGGCGAUAUGUUCAGUGUAUAUGAUGGCUACGCCUGGGUUCCAGUUGUGGCUCCGAUCAUUGGUGGAUUACUUGGUGGUGGUUUGUAUGACUUAUUCAUUUACCAGGGUAAGGAAUCGCCAGUCAACAAGCGCAACUUCGGUUUCUCUCGCACGGCCAAGAAGCAAGCUCCAGUCCAGGCCUAAUUUUUCACGAAGAUUCUAUACCUUCGUAUUGCCCGUGGCGCAUCCUGAUUUUCUACGUCUUAACGAACCUCUUUCCUACCGUUAUGCUAUUGACGAGUGGAUGUUAAUGUUUGCCUUUUUUUUCAUUUACAUUUAUACGCACUUCGGUGCCCCCUGUAUAUGUUUAUUUAUGAAUUGUCAUUUUAAUUAAUUAAUAACUCAUGUGCU